Molecule: messenger RNA, 2709 nt
Organism: Cladophialophora carrionii CBS 160.54
Lineage: Eukaryota; Fungi; Ascomycota; Eurotiomycetes; Chaetothyriales; Herpotrichiellaceae
Exons: 2
Coding region: 1-2709 (902 amino acids)
Source: RefSeq, a predicted model, not a curated record
AUGGAUCACCUUGUCCUGCCGGAGGGAGUGAAACCCUGGAUCCAGGUGGCCUACGAAGGCCAGGAGGAUACAUACUACGACAAAGACCGUGGAAAUUUCUUUGACUUCUACAAAACAAGAGGAUGGACUGCAGAAGAUGUGAAAUUCCAGCCGAAACCCUCCGAAAACCUCCUUGGAGGAGUCGUCGAGGGCGAAGAGGAACAAGCUCGCUCAGCAGCAGAGGUUGAAACCUUCUUUCAGACCUGGCUCUUCUUUGGCCUUAUCAUAGAGGUGUUCGCACUGAGCGAUAUAGCAGUGACGACCCAAGACUUUCUGGUUCCGAACACUCUGAAGACGGUCCACAAGCCACAGAAAGCCCACCUGAUCACGACGGCGAAACUGCCCUCCUUGAUUGCAAAAUGGCGGCAGACCAGCUCCAGAGACAACAGAACCUUUGGCGAAGCGAUGAAAAUGAUCGACUUCGUCGGGGAUAUUGUCGACCAUCACUGUGCAGGGGGCAAAGACCAUCGGUCCGUCCACCAAUAUGGCAAAGUUCUGUGGCCUCUCAAGGACGAGGUGACAACCUCCAUCAUAGCCGUGGCGUCGACGCUCCGAAAGGCGGCCAGACAGAUCUACAAUGUGACGGGAAAAGAAGAGAGAUGGCCUGUCACCAACUCGCGAAUCCUCUACCUACGCAUUCAGCGGAAGUGGUGCAAGGCAGAUGCGGCGAUGAUCAUGGAAGAUCUUGACAUUGACGGCCAGUAUUACAUUGCCGCUGCCGAAAGCCAUUCGCUCGAGUCGCUGGAUAGCCAUUACGCCUGCACAGACCAUUCUUGCGAAGCCAAGAUUAGCGACGGAACCUAUGUCACCCAACAUGCCGACGGGUGCGAAGCCCACGAUGACUAUGAACCCGAACCCAAGUUCGUAGGACACCGGAUUCCGGACUAUCAGAAGAGUCCCGCUUCGCUCAGAGAUGCGGUGAAGCAUGUUUUAGAUGCUGGGCACCUGCCUGUUCUCAGAUGGGACUACGAACAGAGGGGGCUUGCCACCUACGGACACGAAAGAUUCACCUACUCCGGAGAAGGCGCAACGCCACCCUAUGUUGCCAUAUCUCAUGUCUGGGCCGAUGGCAUGGGAAACCCGUUCGACAACUCGCUGCCAUACUGCCAGUUCGAAAGAAUUCAACGGCUGGUCGACGACCUUUGCUCUAACCACCUGCCCGAGAAAAAGCGCCAUACAAGCCCAGGCUUUUGGAUGGAUACGAUUUGCUGUAUAGUGGGCGUCGACAAUGAGAGCAAGAAAUACAAGAGCAAGAGCAUCACGUCAAUGCGCGAGAUAUACCAUGACUGCGUUGCCGUAUUGAUCAUCGAGCCAUGGCUUGCAGCAAUACCUACCACCGCGCCAUUUGCCGAGAUAGCCCACCGAAUUUACUCCUCUGGAUGGUCAAGAAGGCUUUGGACCCAUCAGGAGGGUUUCCUCGGGAGGGACGUCUACUAUCAGUUCAAGGACAAGCCACUCAGCUUCGCCGAGGUGACGGAAGCAGCGAGGGAGUACGAGCGUAGGAUGGGAGCGAAUGGGUAUCCGAUCACGUUCCCCUACGCGGCGGCGAGCAAGACAAGCUUCUACUACACUGGCAUCAAAAACAUCAUUGAGAACAUCCGUGAAGGCCGCUUUUCGAAGGACGACCGGUGGAUCAUCUACCGGCACUUGGCUGAGUCGCUUGGCCACCGAUCCACAACCAAUGUUGACGACGAACUGCUUUGUGUGGCGUCUGUCAUUGGCCUUGACGUCGGAGACUAUCUCAAGCACAAAGACGCCGAGGACAACCGCGAGCGUACGGCGGAGCUACGAAUGCAAGCCUUUCUUGAAGAACUCGGCCGCUUCCAUCAAGGGAUUAUCUUCAACAAUUAUCGCCGCCUCACCACUCCCGGCUUCCGUUGGGCCCCAGUCUCCCUUCUGGGACAUCGGGCCUCUGGCCUGGGAGAUAUCGACGGCUCGACUGAUUCCAAGGUUGAAGAUUACAGCACUCUGCCCAUGGACGACAAGCACGUUGAGCUUGAAUCUAUGGGACUGAAGGUCAAGAUCAAUCUCACCAAGCAUUUGACGAAGACGCUUGGGCUUAACAAGCGAUUCGUGUCUAUCGUCCUGAACGACAAGACUGUGAAGCUGCCCACCGUAGGCCUUCCGGUCGACUACCCGGGCUACACCAUCAAGUUCCCUAAGGGCUCGGGCCUCACGAUCGAUAUGGCCGAACGCCGGUUUGUUCUGAAGUACUCUCCGAUCCCAAAUCCUGUGCCGGCCGUCACAACACCACCGCCGCUCCCCAAAGCACCUUCAUUUGGGAAGGUGCCCACCGUCAAAGGAAUCCGUGGCUUUGGCAAAGCAUCGGAACAAGUCAACCAGCAAGUCGAGAGGGCUCAAGUGGCCGCCAAUAACCUUGCCGAGACUGUGACAUACCAGUACGUCGUCUAUGUUGCAGAAAACGAGGUGAAGUGGGAGCAUGACCGGGCCUAUGCAAUCAUCCUCCAGCGACCGCUUGGUGACUCGGCCAACCAGGAGUUUCUCGCCAUGAUAGGCCUCAAUUCAAUCGGGCCUGGCCCGCGGACCUUUGUGCAGUCGCUCUGUUCGGCGGUUGUGCGUCUUGUCGGUCGAUACGACUCGUACAAAGUCACUGCCGGACUGGACGUAGUCGAGGUUGGGAAGCCAAAGACGAACUGGGUGAUCACUUAG